ACAUAGCAAACUUUCACGAGACUAAACUUUGGAAAAUCAAAAGCUCCCACUCUGAAAAUUUGAAAAUGAAGAACGCUUCUCUCAAGCUCCCACUCUUGAUUUUUAUUUUGGUCAUCACAUCUAAUCUUGGAGCAGAAGCAAGAAAGCUGACCGGAGUUGAUGAUAUAUUAAUCGAAGGUGCCGCCGCAAGUCCACAGUACGUAGACACCGAUGACGCAUUGAACAAAGUCCCAUCUUGCAAGAGGGACAUCGACUGUAGUUUUCAGUGUCCCAAGGGAGGAUUCUGCAACCAACGCCUAGGCAGAUGUGAAUGUUUGUAAUAAUAAUCGUAUUAUAAUCAACUUUUAUCAAUAAAAAUUUACCAAUUGUAUUCACAGAUAAAAUCUUUUUAAAAAAAUAUAAAAU
This is a messenger RNA of Arabidopsis lyrata subsp. lyrata, 405 nucleotides long. Its product is annotated as defensin-like protein 259. NCBI's taxonomy places the organism in Eukaryota, Viridiplantae, Streptophyta, Magnoliopsida, Brassicales, Brassicaceae. Bases 66 to 320 code for a protein of 84 amino acids. The transcript has 2 exons. The record is from RefSeq and is a predicted model, not a curated record.